UGCUCCUCGUACCAUGAGCUGAAUCUGUCCGGGACAGACCAGGGAAGAUGGCGGCCACUGACCAUUCCCGGUCCGAAGCUGCAAAACAGCGUCGGCAGGAUCAGCUGCAGCGAUGGCUGGGCUCGGAGACGGAUCAGACGGGAUCAGACGCGCGGGAAACCUCGGGUGGUUCCGGGACGCGGCGGACGAAAGUCCGGUUCGCCCAAGGAGCAGUGUUUAUGGCCGCCUGCUCCGCCGGAGACCGGGAGGAGGUGGCAGCGCUGCUCCGGCAGGGAGCUGACAUCAACCACGCCAACAUAGACGGACUGACAGCGCUUCAUCAGGCCUGCAUUGAUGAAAAUGCUGAGAUGGUGCAGUUUCUGGUGGAGAGCGGGAGUGACGUCAACAGAGGGGACAACGAGGGCUGGACUCCUCUGCACGCUGCAGCGUCCUGCGGCUUCAUCCAGAUCGCUAAAUACCUGAUAGAACACGGCGCUCAUGUCGGGGCGGUGAACAGUGAAGGGGAGCUUCCUCUGGACGUGGCCACAGAAGACGCCAUGGAGAGACUUCUCAAAGCGGAAAUCAAGAAACAAGGCAUAGACGUGGACAAGGCCCGAAAGGAGGAAGAGAGGAUCAUGCUCCAGGACGCCAUGGCGGUGCUGGCAGGAGGUGGCACUCUCACACCUCACCCAAACACUAAGGCGACCGCUCUCCAUGUUGCCGCUGCCAAAGGCUACAUUGAAGUCCUGAAGGUGCUGUUACAGUGCGGGGUGGAUGUGGACAGCAGGGACACGGACAGCUGGACGCCCCUGCAUGCAGCAGCUCACUGGGGGCAGGAGGAGGUGUGCACCCUUCUCGCUGACAACAUGUGUGAUAUGGGUGCCGUCAACAAUGUGGGCCAAACACCUCUAGAUGUUGCCGAUGAGAACCUGGUGGACGCUCUGGAGGAGCUACAGAAGAAACAGAAUGCUUUACGCAGCGAGAAAGAGAAACAGACUCCUGUUAUUGAGACCAGCCCGCAAAUCUCCAUGGUACCAGUUCGCGCACGCAGGACAUCUAUCUCUCGUAUGAGCAGUAAGGAGAAGAUCUGCCUCCACGAGCGGGAGAAGCACCCACCUCCUGCCCUGCAGAGCAGUCCGGCUGAGGACGAGGAGGAGGAAGGCCAGACGGGACAAAGUCAGUCUCAGAGCCAGGCAAAAGCUUCCAGCAGCUCCAGCUCGGAGGAGGAGAGUGAAUCUGAGAGUGAUGCAGAGUCAGAGAAAGCGAAAAACCGAGAGAUCAUAAAUAACUUGAACAACAAACGAAACACCAGCAGCCUGCUUCCUACCUCCAUGUCAACGAGUACUGCUGCAAGCCAAGUGAAAAAGCAGGAACCAAGCAAACCCACAACCACUGAGGCCCCGGGCUCCUGGAGAACAUCUCUGAGGAAGGCUGGUAGCUCGGUGACUCUGGGCUCAGUUGGACUGUCUGACUCCAGCCAGGACGCCAGCAGACCUCCAGAGACAGGCCUGGGCAUGACCCGCUCUGCCUCCAGCCCCCGCCUCAGCUCCGAGGCUGACACCAAGGAGCCAAGGCUCGCUAGGGUACCACCCAUUCCAACAAGGAGACUCUUCAGUAUUCCAGACAGCAGCCCUGACAACUCCAACAGUUGGCUAAGCCGUAGCUCCUCUUACACCCGGCGCCUUCAUAGUCAAACAGGGAAUGAUCUCACUAGUUCCACCCCCUAUUUGCUUCACAGCUCAUCUUAUGGAAAGAGACUGGAUGACCCCACCGUGACCUCAGCUAGCACAGGAACAAGCUCUGCUGGACUCAGCCGCCUUAACAGUGUCUUGGCGCAGAGACUUCCUCAGGAACAGACAGAGAAGAAGGAUCAGUCUGCCGUCACCACCUCCAACUCUCAGAGCACGACCACGGGCGAACAGGAGACCAAGCAGCGGCGCAAAUCCUAUCUGACGCCAGUGCGGGAUGAAGAAGCAGAGGCGCAGAGGAAGGCUCGCUCCAGACACGCACGGCAGUCCCGCCGCUCCACUCAGGGGGUGACACUAACAGAUCUGCAGGAAGCGGAGAAGACCAUGAAAACCAUGAAGACUGACAACAAAGGGAGAGAAAAGAAGGAGGAGGAAGAGAAGGAGAAAGAGAAGGAAACAAAACCGAAGAAGGGAGAGGAGGGGGAAGUGAGCUGGAGGUCUCGUAUUGCCAGCCUGCAGAAGUCGGACCUGCUGGGCCUCACGCAGCCCGCUGGCACUCCACGGCCUCAGGCUUCUGACAGGAGAGAUGUUGAGGCCAGCACUGGGGAGAGUGAGACUGAGCGAUGGGCCAGGGAGCGCAGGGAGAGGAGGCAAGCUCGGGCCAGAAGGAAGGCACAGAGGACCGGGGAGAGUGAUGACAAUGAUCCCAGUGGAGAGGAAGAGUUCUCAGGCAGUGGGCUGGAUCCACAGACAGACAAACACUUGAGUUCCAGGUCAGAUGUAUCCUGUAACGACUAUACCCAGGGAGGAGAAUCUGAGACCAAGGAUUUUAAGAAGUUGUUCGAGGAGGUCUCCAGAGAGAACAGCCAGCUCCAGUCUCAGCUGCAGGACACUCAGAGGAUUAUCAGUCAGACUAGGUUGGACCUGGAAAAGGCCACGCAGAGACAGGAGCGCUUCAGUGACUGUUCAGCCCUGCUGGAGCUGGAGAGAAAGGACCGGAGGAUGUUGGAGCGGCGAAUGGCAGAGCUGGAGGAGGAGCUAAAGGUUCUGGUUGACCUGAGAGCAGACAACCAGCGUCUUAAAGAUGAAAAUGGAGCACUGAUCCGUGUCAUCAGCAAACUCUCCAAAUAGACAUGGAGAGAGAGAGGGAGAGAGAGAGACACACACACGAAGAGCAGGGAUCUCCCCCCCUUUCCCAUCCAUCCAU
Seriola dumerili (greater amberjack) is the source of this 2874-nucleotide messenger RNA. Its product is annotated as protein phosphatase 1 regulatory subunit 12A-like. Lineage: Eukaryota; Metazoa; Chordata; Actinopteri; Carangiformes; Carangidae. Bases 48 to 2798 code for a protein of 916 amino acids. Gene Ontology annotation, molecular function: enzyme inhibitor activity; protein kinase binding; phosphatase regulator activity. The transcript is spliced from 25 exons. Gene Ontology annotation, cellular component: A band; cytoplasm; Z disc. Gene Ontology annotation, biological process: signal transduction. The record is from RefSeq and is a predicted model, not a curated record.